This is a messenger RNA of Pimephales promelas (fathead minnow), 1117 nucleotides long. Lineage: Eukaryota; Metazoa; Chordata; Actinopteri; Cypriniformes; Leuciscidae. The record is from RefSeq and is a predicted model, not a curated record.
UUACUUCCAACCGGAAGUCGCGCCCACUUUUGACGCAAGGCCUCAUGGGGCGUAGGAAACUUGUGGAUAUACAACAGCAGACAGAAGCGCAUCAAAUAAUAACAACAGGUAUUAAAACUUUCCAUUGACGUGAAUAGAUCAGAUAAGAGCAGAUGUCUGUAAGACCCUUGCUGUGUCAGUCAUUUGUAAUCACGAGAUGGAGAGAUCAAGAAAUGCGUUCAUCAUGCUUUUAUGUGUUGUUCUGUUCAGUCAGAACCAAUAUGGUGCAGAAGUGGAGAUGAAAGUCAGACCAGGAGACAGCAUCACUCUCUACUGUGAUCGCUCUAUAACUCUUGGUUUCCGCUUUGUAUGGAUAAGAAACGGCUCUCAUGAAAACCAACCCUCUCUCGUAAUAGAUUUUAGGAAAUGGGAUCUAGAGAUAUUUAAGCGUUACAGCUUUGUCUACAACCGCUCCAGUAAUUCACAUGAUCUACAUAUUACUAACAUCAGUGUGUCUGAUCUGGGACUGUAUUACUGUGCAGAAAUAGAGAAUAAGGUAAAGGAAGAUGAAAAAGGCAUCCUCUCCUCAUCUGAAGUGUACUAUUAUGGAAACCGAACAACUCGUCUCUCUUUUGCAGAGAAUGCAACGUGUUCUGGACCCUCAAACAUCACCCCCACUCCUCCUCUAUCAGACUGUGUUCUCUGCUGGACGCUGAUGUUCAGUGUGUGUCCGCUGUGUGUUCUCCUCUCCUCACUCUGUGUGUACUGCCUCGUUCAGAGGAAAACUGCAGAUGCUGAAACAGAACAAAAAGACCAUUUGAAAGGAGGAAAUACAAUUGAGGGUGAGGAGGAAGAGGUGUGUUACGCAUCUUUAGACGUGAUAACCAGGAGACAAAAACAACGCAAGACAAAGCGAGUCCAGUGUUCUGACUUCAGUACAUAUGCUCAGGUCAGAACAGAAACAGAGUAGAACUAAAGUAGGACUGAAGCGCUUUCCGAAAUAUUCCAAAUAUGAUAAAAGUUGCAGGUUUCAUCAUCAUAUGCAAUGAUACAAGGUAGUGGAAUUUCUACCAUUACAUCUGAAUGUUAAAUAUAUACUUGGAUACCAGUCCCACUUUAUAUUAAGCAUCUUUACUAA